This is a messenger RNA of Pararge aegeria (speckled wood butterfly), 2680 nucleotides long. RefSeq names its product ATP-binding cassette sub-family G member 1-like. The coding region runs from base 1 to 1995 and encodes 664 amino acids. The record is from RefSeq and is a predicted model, not a curated record. Gene Ontology annotation, cellular component: plasma membrane. Gene Ontology annotation, molecular function: ATP hydrolysis activity; ABC-type transporter activity; ATP binding. The transcript has 11 exons. Lineage: Eukaryota; Metazoa; Arthropoda; Insecta; Lepidoptera; Nymphalidae.
AUGUCGAAUAUCCCGUUGGUCCGUCGUGCAAUCGUGGGGGCAGCGUUGGCUCAAAGUUCUGUAUCAAACGAACCUUUGGAGAGUCCGGAUGAAGGUAGCCAAUGGACCCCAGCAGCUUUAGAAAGAGCCGGCUCAACUUUGAAAGCUUUGAAUCGCAUGGCGAAAAGACCACCUGUGCAUAUUCUUUUUGAAGAUGUUGGAUUUACUGUCAGUUCAGGAAAAGGAGAACUUCGAAUACUUCACAACGUGUCAGGAGAGUUUCGGUCCGGAGAGUUAACAUGCAUCCUGGGACCCUCAGGCGCGGGGAAGUCAACUCUGUUGAACAUACUAGCUGGAUACACUUCGAUCGGCGUAAAUGGGCGCAUCACGGUGAACGGGCAUGCACGCGAUAUGCGAGUGUUCAAGAAACUCAGCAGCUACAUCAUGCAGGAUGACCUAUUGCAGCCGUGGCUCACCGUCAAGGAGGCGAUGAUGAUAGCUGCGGAUCUCAAACUAGGGAAAGAGUUAGGCAGGGCAGAAAAAGAACUGAUUGUGGAGGAGAUACUUCAAACUCUUGGCCUGUGGGACCAUCACAACACAAUGUCUCAAAACCUAUCUGGUGGUCAAUCUAAACGUCUCUCAGUGGCGUUGGAGCUGGUCAACAACCCGCCAAUCAUAUUCCUUGAUGAACCUACCACGGGCCUGGACAUAGUGUCAAUACGUCAUCUAGUGGUGCUUCUACGGUUGCUAUCACGACAGGGGCGAACCAUUGUAUGCACCAUCCACCAACCCUCCGCUUCAUUAUUCUCGCUCUUUGAUCGUGUCUACGUCUUAUCAAGAGGGCUAUGCUGUUAUCAGGGUGCAGCGCCUCUUCUCGUGCCGUUCUUAUCAGAAGUCGGUCAUGUGUGUCCCAAGACGCACAAUCCGGCUGAUUUUGUGUUGGAAACCCUGCUGGCAGACAUGGAAUCAUCAGCGCAGAUGGCGGAACUGUGUCAAAAUGGGAAGCUCUGUAGGAGGCUUGAUAGGCUGACUAUUAGAGGAGGACGGAAGCCAGUAUUACAUUCGGACGAGUCCAUCCAGCGGAUAUUCGUGGAGCACGUCGCCAAGGAACAAAUGCAAAAGAUGGAGUUCCCCACCACUUUUAUGACCCAAUUCAAGAUCCUAAUAAAACGAAUGUUUACACAGACUAUAAGAAAUUCGCUAAGUUUAUGGAUUCAACUCUUGCAUCACGUGAGCGCCGCAGGUCUACUUGGUGGUAUCUUUUUCAUGAUCGGCAACGACGGCAACGCGCCCAUAGCCAACUUCAAGUUCUGCCUGAGCUGCGUAGUCUUCUUCAUGUAUACCUACAUAAUGAUACCCGUGCUGUUGUUUCCCAUGGAGUUGCGAAUGCUGCGCCGGGAGUAUUUCAAUCGGUGGUACAGUUUGAAGGCAUACUACGCUGCGCUUACGCUUUCAACUUUGCCCUUUAUGUUAAUCUUGGGAUUGCUGUUUAUUGUCAUCGGCUACGUGAUGUCGGGGCAGCUGCUGGAAUGGGAUCGCUUCAUACUGUUCACGAUAAGCGGCAUAAUGAUAGCUAUUUGCUCGGAAGGACUUGGUCUGCUCGUCGGGUCUACCUUCAGCGUUACUAACGGGUCGAUCGUCGGGCCAGCGACGGCAGCGCCCCUCCUGGCACUGUGUUGUUAUGGCAUGGGCUUUGGAUCAUACAUCGAAUGGAUAAUGAAGAUGUUUAUGUCCUUAUCGUACCUACGUUAUGGUUUAACCGGAUUCUGCCUCGCGUUGUACCAAAAAAGGUCUCUAAUGGAGUGCAACACAGAUUUUUGUUUGUACGCAGACACAAAAAUCCUACUCAGAGAUUUGGGCAUGGCGAAUGACAACUAUGGAACCCAAAUAGCUGGACUAUUAGCGUUUACUGUAGUGUACAGAUUCUUCGCUUACUUUAUGCUCAGGUACCGUCUGACGACAGAAUAUAGGAACAGAUUAAUGACUUACGUAAGUAAAUUUCUGAAGCACAGAUAGAACGGUUUCCGUCGGCCACUCAUGUAUACACUGCGGACUAUGUAAAUAAUGAUGCCAAUUAUGUUAUACAAAAAUCUCUAAACUAAACUUCAAUUGGGGUAUGUGGGUUACAAGUAUGAUCUUCUGCAACUCUAGGUAAAGAAACAAGGCAAAAGGGAUGUGGGAAGAAGAACAUCCUGGCUGAAGAACUUGCGCUAAUCGUUAAAUAAAAGCAACCAGUUUUUUCAGACCUGCUAUGUCUAAAAUUCUAAUUUUGAGAAUGAUCGCCGAACCUCGCUACAAGAAGCACUUCAAGAAGAAACAAAAUUUAAAAAACACCAAUAUUAUCCUAAUGUAAAAUAAAUCCAAGGGUAAUAUAAUAUAUGAAUUUGUUGCACCCGACUGGCGGGUAGGCAUAUAAAAACUUAAGAUUACCUUUAAACCCAAAAGUAGAAUAAGUUUUGAGAUUGACCUCAUAAAAACAAAUCAAUUUGUACAAUUUUGUAUGGAAUUUCAAUGUUACCGAAUUUAAAAGGUUAUAUUUAAAAUAUGCUCUUUAAUUUAAUACAAAUAAUUGGGUAGGUUUAAUAUUAAAAUAACUAUCUGUGAUUUUUUUUGAUAAGCUUUAUGCCUAAUUAAGUUAGAAAAUAUUUGAAAUUUGAUAUCAUUUUAUGUUUUAAAUUGUAUUUCUAGAUAAAAAUAAUUA